AGCAGGGGGCGCUGCCUUUGGAGUGAUGCUCGCGGGAGCGGCUGCGAGGGAAGGGUGCAGGAGUCCGAGGGGGCUGGUAGCAAAAGCUAGCUUUAUUGAGUGGUUAAGUACCGGGCCUAGUGCUAGGGUUUCGCUUGCAUCAUCUGAGCUAAUCACAGCGACCAGGGGGUUGGGAUCCCCAUUUUACAGGUGGAGAAACUGAGACCCAGUCAUCUCACACAGCCAAGGUCACACAGUUAAUAAACGGCAGAGACCGGAUCUGUAUUCAGAGUUUUGACUCCGGAGCCAGUGUUCUUGAAUCACUAGGCUUUGUUACUGAUGCGGAGGGAAGGUUUCCCCAGGGAAUAGAUUGGGGGAAGGGAAUCCUAGGCUGGAAGAAGGGAUGAACAACUGAGGUGAGCGUGAGGAAAUCAGUUUUUUAACAGUUACCGAGUGCUUAUUCUGUGUCAUGUAUUGUUCUAGGCAUACAAAGAUGAAUAGGGCCAGAGGCUGAUGAAGCCCUUUAGGGCCUCUCUGAAGGCCUGGGGAGGGGCCCCAACAUUGUAUUCACAUGAUUGUAUAUGUCUUUAUAAAAUUUGCAAAAGUAAGAUAUUUUGGAUUCUUUUUUUUUUUUAAGAGAGUCCUCAAAAUUAAAUAAACUUGGGUUUUCUCCAUUUUUGGAGCUGCCCUUGCAAAGGACUUAGUCCAUCCAGGUGGAGAUUAGGAUGUAAGCAGAAUGGAGCAAUGGAAGGUGCACCAGGAGUGGACUGUGGGCAGAUUUCCUGGUAUGUAAAACAGGGAUAACAGUAUACCGGCCAUGCAAAGUUUCUGCCAGGUUCAUGGAAAGCGCCUGCUUAGAAACACGCCUUAUUGUUGAUGGAAAGGAAGACUAGGAGAUACGAUUUCUGUCUGACUAAAGGGACCUGAAAAAGGAGGGAAAAUGGCUUCUGAUUCUGAAACUCUGAAUCCCAGUGCUAGGAUAAUGACCUUUUAUCCAACUAUGGAAGAGUUCCGAAACUUCAGUAGAUACAUUGCCUACAUUGAAUCCCAAGGAGCUCAUCGGGCCGGGCUAGCCAAGGUGGUUCCUCCAAAAGAGUGGAAGCCACGAGCAUCCUAUGAUGACAUUGAUGAUUUGGUCAUUCCUGCCCCCAUCCAACAGCUGGUGACGGGGCAGUCUGGCCUCUUUACUCAGUACAACAUACAGAAGAAAGCCAUGACUGUUCGGGAGUUCCGCAAGAUAGCCAACAGUGAUAAGUACUGUACCCCACGAUAUAGUGAGUUUGAAGAGCUCGAGCGGAAAUACUGGAAAAAUCUUACAUUCAAUCCUCCAAUCUAUGGUGCAGAUGUGAACGGUACCCUCUAUGAAAAGCACAUUGAUGAGUGGAAUAUUGGCCGGCUGAGAACAAUCCUGGACUUGGUAGAAAAGGAGAGUGGGAUCACCAUUGAGGGUGUAAACACCCCAUACCUGUACUUUGGCAUGUGGAAGACAUCCUUUGCUUGGCACACUGAAGACAUGGACCUCUACAGCAUCAACUACCUGCACUUUGGAGAACCAAAGUCCUGGUACUCUGUUCCACCUGAGCAUGGAAAGCGGUUGGAACGCCUCGCCAAAGGGUUUUUCCCUGGAAGUGCUCAAAGCUGUGAGGCAUUUCUUCGCCACAAGAUGACCCUGAUUUCCCCGUUAAUGCUGAAGAAAUAUGGAAUUCCCUUUGACAAGGUGACUCAAGAGGCCGGAGAGUUUAUGAUCACUUUCCCUUAUGGUUACCAUGCCGGCUUCAACCACGGCUUUAACUGUGCGGAGUCUACCAAUUUUGCUACCCGUCGGUGGAUUGAGUAUGGCAAGCAAGCUGUGCUGUGCUCCUGUAGAAAGGACAUGGUGAAGAUCUCCAUGGAUGUGUUUGUAAGGAAGUUUCAGCCGGAAAGGUACAAACUUUGGAAAGCUGGGAAGGACAACACAGUUAUUGACCAUACUCUGCCUACGCCAGAAGCAGCUGAGUUUCUUAAGGAGAGUGAAUUGCCUCCAAGGGCUGGCAACGAGGAGGAAUGCCCAGAGGAGGACAUGGAAGGGGUAGAGGAUGGAGAGGAAGGAGACUUGAAGACAAGCCUGGCCAAGCACCGAAUAGGGACAAAGAGGCACCGAGUUUGUCUUGAAAUACCACAGGAGGUGAGUCAGAGUGAGCUCUUCCCCAAGGAGGAGCUGAGUUCUGAGCACUAUGAGAUGACGGAGUGCCCGGCUGCCCUCGCCCCCGUGAGGCCCACCCAUAGCUCUGUGCGUCAAGUUGAGGAUGGUCUUGCCUUCCCAGAUUAUUCUGACUCCACUGAAGUAAAAUUUGAAGAACUCAAAAAUGUCAAACUAGAAGAGGAGGAUGAAGAGGAAGAACAAGAAGCAGCUGCCUUGGAUCUUUCUGUGAAUCCUUCGUCUGUAGGGGGACGCCUUGUCUUCUCAGGUUCCAAAGAGAAAUUGUCUUGUAGCCUGGGCUCCAGCUCUUCACAGGAUUCUGUCUCUUCUGAUUCAGAAACUAGUGAGCCUCUCUCCUGCCGAGUCCAAGGGCAAACAGGAAUUCUCACUGUGCACAGUUACGCCAAAGGGGAUGGCAGAGUCACUGUGGGAGAGCCAUGCACGAGGAAGAAAGGAAGCGCCGCUAGAAGUAUCAGUGAGAGGGAGCUGGCAGAGGUUGCAGAUGAAUACAUGUUUUCCCUGGAGGAGAAUAAGAAGUCCAAGGGCCGCCGUCAGCCUUUAAGCAAGCUCCCCCGCCAUCACCCACUUGUGUUGCAGGAGUGUGUCAGUGACGAGGAGACAUCUGAACAGCUGACCCCUGAGGAAGAGGCUGAGGAGACAGAGGCCUGGGCCAAACCUCUGAGCCAGCUAUGGCAGAACCGACCUCCAAACUUUGAGGCUGAGAAGGAAUUCAACGAGACCAUGGCCCAGCAGGCCCCUCACUGCGCUGUCUGUAUGAUCUUCCAGACUUACCAUCAGGUUGAGUUUGGAGGCUUUAGUCAGAACUGUGGAAAUGCUCCAGAUUUGGCCCCCCAGAAGCAGAGGACCAAGCCACUUAUUCCAGAAAUGUGCUUCACUUCAACUGGCUGCAGCACGGACAUCAACCUUUCUACUCCUUACCUUGAGGAGGAUGGUACCAGCAUACUAGUUUCCUGCAAGAAGUGCAGUGUCCGGGUUCAUGCCAGUGAGUGCUGCUCACCUUUCUCUGUGUCCUGUCCCAGGAGUAUGGACCUGCUCACUGCAAGUCCUUGCCACGUACUGGCCUCCCAGUCCCUAAAAGGUUGCUAUGGGGUCCCCCCUGCAAAGGCUUCUGAAGACUGGAUGUGUUCUAGGUGUUCAGCCAAUGCCUUAGAGGAGGACUGCUGUUUAUGCUCAUUACGAGGAGGGGCCCUGCAGAGAGCAAAUGAUGACAGGUGGGUCCACGUUUCAUGUGCUGUGGCAAUUCUGGAAGCAAGGUUUGUCAACAUUGCAGAAAGAAGUCCAGUGGAUGUGAGCAAAAUCCCCCUGCCCCGCUUCAAACUGAAAUGUAUCUUCUGUAAGAAGCGCAGGAAAAGAACUGCUGGCUGCUGUGUGCAGUGUUCUCACGGCCGCUGCCCAACUGCCUUCCAUGUGAGCUGUGCGCAGGCUGCGGGUGUGAUGAUGCAGCCUGACGACUGGCCUUUUGUGGUCUUCAUUACCUGCUUUCGGCACAGGAUUCCUAAUUUGGAGCGUGCCAAGGGGGCCUUGCAAAGCAUCACUGCAGGCCAGAAAGUCAUUAGCAAGCAUAAGAAUGGGCGCUUCUACCAGUGUGAGGUGGUCAGGCUCACCACCGAGACCUUCUAUGAAGUCAACUUUGAUGAUGGGUCCUUCAGUGACAAUCUUUAUCCUGAGGACAUAGUGAGCCAGGACUGUCUCCAGUUGGGUCCUCCUGCUGAAGGGGAAGUGGUCCAAGUGAGAUGGACAGACGGUCAAGUCUAUGGAGCCAAGUUUGUGGCCUCCCACCCUAUCCAAAUGUAUCAGGUGGAAUUUGAGGAUGGCUCACAGCUUGUGGUUAAGAGAGAUGAUGUGUACACGCUGGAUGAAGAGCUUCCCAAGAGAGUCAAGUCUAGACUGUCAGUAGCCUCAGACAUGCGCUUCAAUGAGAUUUUCACAGAGAAAGAGGUUAAGCAAGAAAAGAAACGGCAACGAGUUAUCAACUCAAGAUACCGGGAAGAUUAUAUAGAGCCUGCACUAUACCGGGCCAUCAUGGAGUAGGUGCUUCCAGGGUCCAAGAGAUUCCCAGCCAUCAAGGCAAGAGCACUCUGGGUUCCACAGCACAGCAGACACGGAACUCUGAAGUCUCUGAAAGUGAAGUUGUAAAAAGGAAAGGAAUGAAAUAACCGACCCAUCAACUUCUCACCCACCCUCAUUGCAUUCCGCUGUAGUGAAAGGACGAGCUGUUUCUGGGCACGUGGCAGCAGUCGCUGAUCUCCUAGCUGAGGAGCUGAGCACUGGAAUGCUGUGGCUGCACUGGCCCCAAUCCAUAGAGGGGUCAACUGUGCUGGCUGGACUGGCUGCCCUGUUCCUGGUCUAGGACUUAGCUUUGUAACUAUCACCUGCACCGACUAGGCUGAGGUGCUGGUACUUUCCCCAACCCCCACUUUUGUAUUUAUGUGUGUGCCUGUGUGUGUGUGUGUGUGUGUGUGUGUGUGUGUGUGUGUUUGGUCUGGACCAGCUUCUGCCAGCCCCUGGCCUUUACUUUCUUCCUUGCCUAUGCAGGGCAAACAAAAUGUGAAAUUCUGCCCUCAGCUGAGCUGAGUAAGGGCUCCUGGGGGUUGGCUGGAGAUGGGUGUGGCAUCUGUCCAGGCCUCGAACAGCCUCAAGACAGUGCUGGCAAAGCUGCAGUAUUGAGAUGCUAAGGAGUUUAUGCCACCUCUUUGUCUUCCCCUGAAAAAGAACAUGGGGAUAAUAACGGUGUGUGCCCACAACACUCUAGGUGCAGAGCCCCUGUGGCACAGUAUUGGAGGAUGUGAGUGGGAUUACCCUGAAGUGAGGAUUUUAAUGAUGGAAGCAGGCAAAGCCUGGUGGGUGAUUCUGUCAACAGAAAAUUGCAAUCAUGCAGGGGCUGGGAGGGUUAGGAUGAAAACCUGGGGCCAUUGGAGGCCCACUGUGGGUGGGAGGGAGCUGAUUUUGGGGUGGGGGUGGGACGAGAGGGCAAUACUGAAGGGGUUAAACAGGUUUUUGCUCUUCAUGCAUUUGUUUGCCUGGGCCCAGGAUUGGAGGGCCUCACACCAAUACCCUGUGUAUACAAGAAUCAAGAUUUAUAAUACUUCCCCUUUUUUGUUACGUAUGAACACUAUAAACCAAAUUAUUUUGAAAA
This is a messenger RNA of Callithrix jacchus (white-tufted-ear marmoset), 5315 nucleotides long. RefSeq names its product lysine demethylase 4A (gene KDM4A). The record is from RefSeq and is a predicted model, not a curated record. Gene Ontology annotation, molecular function: histone H3K9 demethylase activity; histone H3K36 demethylase activity. Gene Ontology annotation, cellular component: chromatin; nucleus. Lineage: Eukaryota; Metazoa; Chordata; Mammalia; Primates; Cebidae. Gene Ontology annotation, biological process: chromatin remodeling; regulation of gene expression.